This is a messenger RNA of Adineta ricciae, 657 nucleotides long. Lineage: Eukaryota; Metazoa; Rotifera; Eurotatoria; Adinetida; Adinetidae. The record is from the annotation of a GenBank genome assembly.
AUGGUUCAAUGUUCGUGGUGUGGACAAGAACUUUACUAUAAUGAUUUUACCUAUUGUAAAUUAGAAGAUGACGAAAAACAUUCACUAUGCUCGUCAUGUCAUUUGUCUGGUCAUGCUUGUCAAUCUUCUUGUCCGACAUGCUGGCAUGAUUUUGCACAAUUCCUGAUCUCACGUGAUUCAUUAUGUGCUGGCUGUACAAAACCAUUGGAUAAAGGCAGAAAUUUCGAUACAAAAGGUCAUCCAUUGUGUAUCCAAUGUCAAAAUUGUAUCCUUUGCUCAUUUCGUGAACAAACUAAAAAAGACUUUUUUACUUUAUCGUACCGUGAACACGAACCUCGCAUACAAAAUAUUCUUUAUCUUAUGCAAAUGUGUGUUCAACGCAUAGAAAUUGAACGUGAGCCGUGUUCAAUUUGUAUUGAACCUUUAUAUAAUAAUGAUCUUAAUCCCGUGAAAACUCUCGAUCAAUGUCAACAUCGAUUUCAUUCGAAAUGCAUAGAAAAAUGGUUCAAAGAAAAACCAUGUUGUCCUUGCUGCCGGCAUGUCUAUCAAGACCACGAUGAACCUAAAUAUAAGCGAACACGACGAGACCAUUUCUUCGUUUCCCCUGCACUUCAACUAAAUCGGCUCGAAAGAAAUACAUUAAUGGAUAUUUAUUAA